AUGGACUCUCAAGCGACCAUGAUCUCCACCUGCGAAGGCAUCGAAGCUCUCAUCGACGACAUCCAACAGCUGCCGACUGGAACACCAUCUCUCUUCAUCGACCUCGAAGGCAUCCUAGACAUCCACACCCUCGGCCAAGCAGCAUUCUGCACGGAUAACAGCGACGGUCUGACACUGCAACACAUACUGGAAGCGGACGAUGUCCCAAAAGUCUUCUUCGACGUCCGCAAUGAUUCCGAUGCACUUUUCAGCCACUACGGGGUCAAGCUUGCAGGGAUCGAGGAUAUACAGCUCAUGGAGGUCGCAACUCGGACUGGCGGGAGGGAGUUUGUCCACGGGCUGGCCAGGUGCAUCGACCGGGAUCUCAGCAUGCCGGCAGUGGAAAGAACCAGAUGGCAAGCUAUCAAGAAUAAGGGACUUGCUCUGUACCAUCCGGCGAAGGGCGGUAGUUACGAAGUCUUCAACGAGCGACCUCUUCAUCCGGAUAUGCUGGCGUACUGUGGAGGCGAUGUAGCCAAGCUGCCAGAGCUAUACCAGGUCUAUCGUGCAAAGUUGAGUCCACCUGGCCAGGCAUUCUGGCGCCACGAAUUGAAGCUGGCUACCGAAGCAAGAGUGCAAGCAUCGCAAGCUCCGGGGUAUGAGCCUCAUAGCCAAACAAAGGCACGUAGCCCAUGGAACGACAAUUACAUCCAGUCAGCCAGGAAGCGGUGGAACCAGGCUGUCAAGAACAAGCCGCCGAACGACUCUUCCAAGUCGAAGGCGUGA
Fulvia fulva is the source of this 765-nucleotide messenger RNA. RefSeq lists its product as uncharacterized. Gene Ontology annotation, molecular function: nucleic acid binding; 3'-5' exonuclease activity. The record is from RefSeq and is a predicted model, not a curated record. NCBI's taxonomy places the organism in Eukaryota, Fungi, Ascomycota, Dothideomycetes, Mycosphaerellales, Mycosphaerellaceae. Gene Ontology annotation, biological process: nucleobase-containing compound metabolic process. The transcript has 2 exons. The coding region runs from base 1 to 765 and encodes 254 amino acids.